GUGGUGGUGGUGGUGGUGCCCCCGCUGCCCGGGCCGCCCCCGGCCGGCGCCCACCCGCAGUGCCUGGACUUCAAGCCCCCGUUCGGGCCCUCGCGGCCGCUGGCCUUCUGCGCCUCCUACUCGGCGCUCGGCUGCUGCCAGGCCGCCCAGGACGCCGCCCUCGCCCGCCGCUACGACGCCGCCCUCGCCCGCCUCCGCCCCGAAGCCCGCCACGCCUGCGCCGCCUACCUGCGCGACCUGCUCUGCCAGGAAUGUUCACCAUACGCCGCUCACCUGUUUGAUGCUGAGGACCCCGCCACGCCGGUGCGGACGGUCCCCGGCCUGUGCCGCGACUACUGCAGGGCGUUGUGGCCAAAUUGCCGCUCCGUGGUCAGACUCUUGUCCCCGGACAAGGAGCUCUGGGCCCUGGAGAACAACCAGGCCAAGUUCUGCCGCUACCUGGGCCUCGCCGACACUGAUUACUGCUUCCCGCACCUGCUUGUCAAUGAGAAACUGAACCAGAACCUGGGCCAGGUGAGGGAGGAUGCCAAGGGGUGCCUCCAGCUCUGCCUGGUGGAGGUGGCCAAUGGGCUCCGGAACCCGGUGGCCCUGGUCCACGCCGGGGAUGGCACCCACCGCUUCUUCGUGGCUGAGCAGGUGGGGCUGGUGUGGACCUACCUCCCCAAUCGGUCCCGUCUGGAGAAGCCAUUCCUGAACAUCAGUGAGGCUGUGCUUACCUCUCCGUGGGAGGGGGAUGAGAGGGGCUUCCUCGGGAUUGUCUUCCACCCCCGGUUCAGGCACAGCGGGAAGGUGUACGUCUACUACUCAGUGGAAGUCCACUACGAGGAGAGGAUCCGCAUCAGUGAGUUCAGGAUCUCCCCCGACGACAUGAACACAGUGGACCACAGCUCGGAGAGGAUCAUUCUGGAGAUUGAAGAACCAGCAUCAAACCACAAUGGGGGAGAGCUGCUGUUUGGAGAUGAUGGCUAUCUUUACAUAUUUACUGGCGAUGGAGGCAUGGCUGGGGAUCCUUUUGGAAAGUUUGGAAAUUCGCAGAACAAGUCAGCCCUGCUGGGCAAAGUACUGCGCAUUGACGUGGACCAGAAUGACCGUGGACCCCUCUACAGGAUCCCUCCCGACAACCCAUUCGUGGCCGACGCCUCCGCCCGCCCCGAGGUCUAUGCAUUCGGCGUACGGAACAUGUGGCGCUGCUCUUUCGACCGGGGAGACCCUGUCACCGGAGAGGGGCGGGGGCGGCUCUUCUGUGGCGACGUGGGGCAGAAUAAAUUUGAAGAGGUGGACAUUGUCGAGAAAGGGAAGAACUAUGGCUGGCGGGCCCGGGAAGGCUUCCAGUGCUACGAUAAAAAGCUGUGUGCUAAUUCAUCUUUAGAUGAUGUGCUUCCCAUUUAUGCUUACCCACACAAGAUGGGGAAGUCGGUGACAGGAGGCUAUGUCUAUCGGGGCUGCGAGUCCCCAAAUUUGAACGGCCUGUACAUUUUUGGUGAUUUUAUGAGUGGGCGUUUAAUGUCACUCAAAGAGAACCAUGCCACUGGAGAAUGGCAGUACACUGAAAUCUGCAUGGGCCAAGGACAGACUUGCAUGUUCCCUGGGAUGAUCAACAACUACUAUCAGCACAUCAUCUCUUUCGGUGAAGAUGAGGCAGGGGAACUUUACUUCAUGUCAACUGGUGUACCAAGCGCCACCUCUGCCAGUGGAGUAGUUUACAAAAUGGUGGACACCUCAAGUUUUUUGCUAGGGCACCUGCCUAUCUUCUGGAAUGUCAUUAGCAAGAAGGAGCUGAUCUAUGAUAACUUCCUGGAAUGGGCUAAGGAGUAUGGGCCAGUCGUGCGUGUAAAUGCUUUCCACAGAAUCUCAGUUUUUCUCACAAGCCCUGAAGCUGUAAAGGAAUUCCUGAUGUCCCCAAAGUACCAAAAGGAUUCCCGCGUUUACGGCCAGCUCCACAGUUUCUUUGGGGAAAGGUUUUUAGGAAACGGCAUGGUCACAGUUCAUGAGUAUGAGACUUGGCAUAAACAGAGGAGGAUUAUGGACCCGGCCUUCAGCCGAAGUUACCUGAUUGGUAUGAUGGGAACGUUCAAUGAGAAGGCUGAGCAGCUCAUGGAGAUCCUGGAAGAAAAGGCUGAUGGGAAAACAGAAGUGAGCCUUCUGAACAUGAUGAACCGGGUGACCCUAGACAUCAUUGCAAAGGUGGCAUUUGGGAUGGAGACCAACACCCUGCACGAUGACCAGACGCCAUUUCCUCAUGCGGUGACCAAUGCCAUGCAGGGAAUCUUCAUGAAGAGGAAACCCUUGUUAGAGUUUCUACCAGGAAAACGGAAGGUGGUGGAUGAGAUCAGAAGUAGUAUAAGGUUUCUGCGGCAAGUCGGAAAGGAAUGCAUCCAACACAGGAGGGAGGCUAUUCAAAACAAUGAGGAGGUUUCACCUGACAUUCUCACCCAGAUCCUGAAGGGGGAAGCUAAUGAGGGACCGAGUGAUGAUGAAAUAAUGGUGGAUAACUUUAUCACUUUCUUCAUUGCUGGUCAUGAAACUACAGCCAACCAGUUAGCAUUUACAAUACUGGAGUUAUCCCGCCAUCCUGAAAUCCUGGAAAAGCUUCAGGCUGAGGUGGAUGAAGUGGUCGGGUGCAAGAGAGACAUCGAGUAUGAAGAUCUGGGCAAGCUGCAGUACCUGUCGCAGGUCCUCAAAGAGGCCCUGCGGCUCUACCCUCCAGGACCCGGGACUUCCCGGUGGCUGGACAAGGAGGUGGUGGUUGAGGGGAUCCGGCUCCCUGCUCACAUUUCCAUUUUCAUUAGCUCCUACACGAUGGGAAGGCUGGAAAAAAAUUUCAAAGAUCCCCUGGUUUUUAACCCAGACCGAUUCAACCCUGAAGCUCCCAAGCCAUAUUUUACCUAUUUACCGUUUUCCUUGGGGCCAAGGUCUUGCAUCGGACAAAAUUUAGCUAAGAUGGAAUCGAAAGUGGUGAUGGCCAAAUUUCUGCAGAGGCUUGAGUUCCAGCUGGCUCCAGGACAGAACUUCACGAUUCUGGACACGGGGUCCCUCAGGCCCAAGGAUGGGGUCACCUGCACCCUGACACCCAGGAAAAGCCACCAUGACUUCAGUGGGGGAACUGGAGGAGAUAUGAUUUCAGAAGGUCUUUGAAGAUGGGGAGAUGAGAAGGUUUGCCAGAUGUGCAGGUCGCGGUGGGUGAGGGGGAGAGCAAGAGGUGGGCAGUGAGAGAGACAAGUGUGAGGCAGAGUGAGUAGGUUGGCAUAAGAAAACCUUCCUGAUUUCCACAGACACAAUUCUUUAGAGAGCUUUAGAGACCCCUCCUCACUUCAGGGGUCCCGGGACCCUGGCCCCAGCUUCCCCUAGGGGGCUUCCAUCCCUGACUUUGAAACGAUGGUCCUCUAGACUUGAAGCGUUGUGGGCAGGAAAUGUGCCUAUUAACUCUGAUAUAUUGUACUCUCCAAAGUGCUUAGUACAGUGCUCUUUACACUGUAAGUGCUCAAUAAAGACCAUCAAAUGAUUAACUGUACUCACCAUUCUGGAGGAAAAAAAUCAAGUAAAGCACUUUGGGGCCCCUGGUGAUACCUGUGCUCUUGGCACUGGUUAUUGGCAUUGGUAUAUUGUUAUAUUAUUCUUUCCCAAGUGCUGGGUACAGUGCUCUGCACACAGAAAGUGCUCAGUAAAAACGGCUGAUUGACUAGUGUUGAGCAUCCCAACAGUUGGUUCUGCUUGCUUAUCAUUAUGGGCCCCUGCCUGGGUUUCCUGCUAGAUUGGAGAUUCCUUGAGGGUAAGGACAGCAUCUUUUAAGAUUACUGUAUGCUCCCAAGCACACUACACAGUGGAUACUAUAGGGUCAAAGAGAUAGAGUUUGCUUAGAUUGAACUAUGUCGCUAAGCACAGAGGUUGAGAGCAAGCAGCGCUGGAGAGAAGGCCCUUUGAAGUGGGGCCGGUCUUCUGUUCCCUCAUCUAGGCAGACAGAUUGUUGCUUUCCUGCUGAAAAGAAUCUACUAGUGCUAGAAGAAACGCUGAUAGCAAUAAAGUUGUCUGUGAUACAGUGC
Messenger RNA from Tachyglossus aculeatus (Australian echidna), 4040 nucleotides. RefSeq names its product HHIP like 1 (gene HHIPL1). Lineage: Eukaryota; Metazoa; Chordata; Mammalia; Monotremata; Tachyglossidae. Gene Ontology annotation, molecular function: cholesterol 24-hydroxylase activity; iron ion binding; heme binding. The record is from RefSeq and is a predicted model, not a curated record. The annotation marks the transcript as partial. Gene Ontology annotation, biological process: cholesterol catabolic process. The transcript has 21 exons.